Messenger RNA from Capsicum annuum, 1880 nucleotides. Its product is annotated as flavonoid 3'-monooxygenase. The record is from RefSeq and is a predicted model, not a curated record. The transcript is spliced from 3 exons. Bases 48 to 1589 code for a protein of 513 amino acids. NCBI's taxonomy places the organism in Eukaryota, Viridiplantae, Streptophyta, Magnoliopsida, Solanales, Solanaceae. Gene Ontology annotation, molecular function: monooxygenase activity; oxidoreductase activity, acting on paired donors, with incorporation or reduction of molecular oxygen; iron ion binding.
GGAAAUAUUUGUGUGUAACUUUUCCUUCUUACAUUACACAUCACAAAAUGGCAUUGUUAUCCAUUCUAUACACUAUCAUUUUCUCUUUUCUUCUAUAUUACAUUCUUAACUUAUUUUUUGGUAAACGUUAUCCACUGCCACUACCCCCUGGUCCAAAACCAUGGCCAAUAAUAGGAAACAUGGUCCAGUUAGGUCCGAAGCCACACCAAUCGACUGCAGCCAUGGCCCAAACUUACGGGCCACUCAUGCAUCUUCGCAUGGGGUUCGUGGAUGUGGUGGUUGCGGCUUCGGCUUCAGUGGCGGCUCAGUUCUUAAAAACUCAUGAUGCAAACUUCUCGAGCCGCCCCCCGAACUCGGGCGCUAAGCACUUGGCUUAUAAUUAUCAUGACCUUGUUUUUGCACCUUAUGGACCCCGGUGGCGUAUGCUUAGGAAAAUUUGCGCUGUGCAUCUUUUUUCUGCCAAAGCUUUAGAUGACUUCCGCCAUGUCCGCCAGGAAGAAGUCCGAACACUUACACGAGCCUUAGCAACUGCUAGCCAAAAGACAGUCAAAUUAGGGCAGCUCUUGAACGUGUGCACCACGAAUGCACUUGCGCGUGUGAUGCUGGGAAAACAAGUAUUCGCCGACGGCACCGGCGGUAUUGAUCCACAGGCGGAGGAGUUCAAGUCAAUGGUGGUGGAGAUGAUGGUACUCGCCGGCGUUUUCAACAUCGGCGAUUUUAUUCCGGCACUUGAUUGGAUGGACAUUCAAGGUGUUGCUGGAAAAAUGAAGAAGCUCCACGCGCGAUUCGAUGCGUUUUUGACCUGGAUUCUCGAAGAGCAUAAGUUAAAGCCAAUAAACGAAAUGAAGGAAGGUGGAGACUUGUUGAGUACGUUGAUUUCUUUGAAAAAUGAAGAUGAUGAAAAUGGAGGAAAGCUCACCGAUACAGAAAUUAAAGCUUUACUUUUGAACUUGUUUGUAGCUGGCACAGAUACUUCAUCUAGCACUGUGGAAUGGGCCAUUGCAGAGCUUAUUCGCAAUCCAAGAAUAAUGGCCCAAGCCCAACAGGAGAUCGACAAAGAGGUUGGAAGGAACCGGCUCGUCACGGAAUCUGACCUGACCCAAUUGCCUUAUUUGGAAGCAAUAGUCAAGGAAACCUUUAGGCUUCAUCCAUCAACUCCUCUCUCUCUACCUAGAAUUGCAUCCGAGAGCUGUGAGAUCAAUGGCUAUUUCAUUCCAAAAGGCUCGACACUUCUUGUCAACGUUUGGGCCAUUGCUCGUGAUCCAAAUGAAUGGUCUGACCCGUUGGAGUUUAGGCCUGAGAGAUUCUUGCCGGGAGGCGAGAAGCCCAAAGUUGAUGUGAAAGGAAAUGACUUUGAAGUAAUUCCAUUUGGCGCUGGACGAAGAAUAUGUGCUGGAAUAAGUUUGGGUAUACGCAUGGUCCAGUUGAUGACUGCAACUUUGGUCCAUUCGUUUAACUGGGCUUUGCCGAGUGGACAAUUGCCAGAGAAGCUAAACAUGGAGGAAGCAUAUGGGCUGACAUUACAACGGGCUGAUCCAUUGGUGGUGAACCCAAGCCCGAGGUUAGAAGCCCAAGUAUAUGUAGGGUGAACAGCCCAAUUAGCAGAUGACAUGUUGGCUGAAUGUAAAAUUAGUUUGUAUUGAAAGAUCAAUGGUUGUCAGUAAGAAUAUGGUGUUGUGUCUUUUUUCUUGCUAUGGUCAAUAAUGAAUUUUGCGACCUGAAAUCCUUUCUUGCAUUGUAAUAUGGUGAAUUUAGUACUUGUCACUGUACUUACAAUAACAACAAUAUGUGUAAUCGCACAAAUGAAAUCAUUGUAUUUGCUCAUACAAAUUGAGUAUUGUCUUUGGUAGUGGUAUGUAAAAAGGUUUCAUUAAAGUCAA